AUAAUUAAUUGCAAAUAAGAAAAGGAAAAGCAAUUACACAAUUCGCAAUUCGCAGAUCACAGAUCGCAAUUCGGAGUUCGCAAUUCGCAAUUCGCAAGGAAGGAAGUCGAUAACGAAAUUUUAUUUCUUACAUGGUGGCUACUUACUCUUGGCCACUUGCUGCAACUGAUCCUCGUGCGAUAUGUGGAUCGGUGUUGGUUUUAGCGAGUGUUUAACUUAACGCACGCGAUUAUUGAAUUUGCGAAAAAAAAAGUGAAAUUAAAUGUUCGGCAGUCGGUGAUCAGCAUGAGAUAAAAUAAAUAAAUUCGCUUCCCGUAUUCAAAGUGUCGAAAAAAAGAUGCAAUCCUGUUUCACAAAUAUUGUGUGGCUGCUUUACUUCUUAUGCAUCACGUUCAGUGGUUAUCUGUCGGGAAAAGGAUGCACAAAUUUGGUAGCUGGAUUUUCAUCUUUUACGCGACAAACGCGUGAGAUCAUCAUUACAGAUGCGGUAAGGCGUAUUCGUCGAGAUGGUUAUCCUGUUGAAAAGCACAACGUACAAACCAAAGAUGGCUACAUCCUAACUCUCCACCGUAUACCAUAUUUACAUCCCAUACAGAAGACAGUGCUGCGUAGACCAGUAGUAUUCUUACUUGCUGGUAUUUACGCGUCCUCAGAUGCUUGGCUGCUAAACGGACAAGAGAACUCCUUGCCAUAUUUACUUUCAAAGAGCGGAUUUGAUGUUUGGCUGGGGAACAAUAGAGGGAAUAUAUAUUGUAGGCGAAAUAUCUGGUAUAAUACCACAGACCGUGAGUUCUGGGAUUUCAGUUGGCAUGAGAUGAGUGUAUACGACAUGCCAGCAACGAUCGAGUAUAUUAUUAAAAAAACUGGUGAACCAAAAAUGCAUUUUGUGGGCAUAUCUCAGGGAGGCACGGUCUUUUUAGUGCUGAAUUCUAUGCUUCCACAAUACAAUGCCGUUUUUAAGACUGCCACUUUGUUAGCGCCUGUAGCUUAUGUGAGCAAUACAAAAGGCAGCUUAGCAAAGGUAUUUGGUCCAAUUUUGGGCACACGUAACUAUAUCUCAAAACUAUUAGAAGGUGUUGAAAUGGUGUCAACGAAUAAAAUAGUCAAGCAAUUUUUGUCAAUGGCUUGUUUGGAGAAUGAAAGGCCUUCAGUUUGUGUAAGUCGUUUAUGGCCAGCUGUAGGUUAUGACACUGAACAUCUUAAUAAGACUUUGUUACCAGAUAUUAUGGCAAAUUUUCCUGUUGGUGGUUCCUUUAAGCAAAUUAUGCACUAUUUUCAAGGUUAUGUUUCCACAAAAUUUCGCCAAUACGAUUAUGGUCCCGAAAAGAAUUGGCUUAUGUAUCAACAAUUGGAACCACCUGAGUACUGCAUGGAACUAGUUACUGUUCCCAUCACAAUCUACUAUGCAGAGAACGAUUAUAUUGUAUCUGUGGAGGAUAUUUGGAAACUUAUGUUACGACUUCGUAGUCUACAUGCCAUUUACAAAUUACCAUGGAAACGUUGGAAUCACUUUGAUUUUAUAUGUGGCUUGGGUGUGCGGGAAUUCAUAUUCGAUAAGAUUGUUAAGUCGCUUAUUACUUAUGAGUACAAUUAGCCUAUACCAUGGGGGUAAAAACUUAAACUCCAUACAAGAAGUCAUAGUCAUUAGUUAGUUUAAAUUAAUAUUUUUAUUUUAAUCGAAUAAGUGUU
Teleopsis dalmanni is the source of this 1689-nucleotide messenger RNA. RefSeq names its product lipase 3-like. Gene Ontology annotation, molecular function: hydrolase activity, acting on ester bonds. The transcript has 4 exons. The record is from RefSeq and is a predicted model, not a curated record. Gene Ontology annotation, biological process: lipid metabolic process. Lineage: Eukaryota; Metazoa; Arthropoda; Insecta; Diptera; Diopsidae. Bases 338 to 1594 code for a protein of 418 amino acids.